Messenger RNA from Trichoderma atroviride IMI 206040, 1091 nucleotides. The record is from RefSeq and is a predicted model, not a curated record. NCBI's taxonomy places the organism in Eukaryota, Fungi, Ascomycota, Sordariomycetes, Hypocreales, Hypocreaceae.
CCGGUCUCUUUAAGAUGCCCGGACAAAUGGAGGUUGCGGAAAAGCCGCCCUGGUUAUACUACUACACUUCUGAGACGAGGCUGACAUGCAGUAGCGUGCUGCAUUUUGCGUGGACGAAGGACCAACAACGUCUCAAUAACCCCUGGGAAACCAGCUUCUGUAACAGAACAUGGUCGUCGUUGUUGGUCGGCGUUGUGGCUUUCGAGGGCAGUAUUGCGCCAUCCUGGGAGCUGAAUGCAAGUGGCGCCAUCUCUGAGCCGCAAGCUACGGGAGCUCUUGGGUUCGCCAGAAGCAGUCUAAGAUAAGAGAUUCGGCACAGCCCUUUGAGAUUUGGAGUUUUGCGAAACAUUGGCGUUGGUUUAAGGCUUGAAACAAUGCAAUAGAAUGGUAUGUUAGUGGGUAACAGCGCUGAGCCGUACAGUAUCCGAGUAUGCGUGCUCCUAGCAAAUGAAGCAAUAGUGCGAGAUCUGGGCUUUUGUUAACAGACGUCCCAAACACCAUGUCCAUGAUCGACGCUAAACGAAGGGAACAACGGGGAUAAGAGUUAGAUCGCUUAUGGCAGUAUCCAUGGUUCGGCCGACCUCCGCACCAGCUGAAAGAGGGCUGAGCUGCUUCUGGAAAAGAUGACCCCAGGCACGAACUGGAGACACUGGUUUUGCAGCAGUAUUGCUACAGGGGCGUCGGAAUAGCUGUCUGAGAGGCAACCGGACUUGGAUUCUUCCUCCAGCACUGAGAUUGGAGAUUGGGGGCCGUAACUUGCAAUACGGGACCUCCGCAUCGCUCGACAGGAUCUAUUCCGCUUUCAGCUCUUGGAAAUAAGGAGCUGCAGAAAACAGCCUAUCGAGCACAAUUCUGCCCAUGCAGGACAGGGCUCGUGAUCCUGCUGCAGAACACCACAACCAACAUGCAUAUUCGCUGUUUCGCUACGCGCCCCUCUGGCUUCACAGCCUCACCCUCCCUCCCAUGCAUAGUUCAUGGCCUUUGCUCUUGUCCUUGUCUCUGUCUAUAUCUACUAUCUGCAGCGGGAAAUGAGUCCGAGUGACCAAGAAGAAGAUUGCCAGGAAAACAGCAGAGUCGCAAUCAAUUAAUUA